This is a messenger RNA of Chenopodium quinoa (quinoa), 3389 nucleotides long. RefSeq names its product LOB domain-containing protein 27-like. The transcript is spliced from 2 exons. NCBI's taxonomy places the organism in Eukaryota, Viridiplantae, Streptophyta, Magnoliopsida, Caryophyllales, Amaranthaceae. The coding region runs from base 1753 to 3081 and encodes 442 amino acids. The record is from RefSeq and is a predicted model, not a curated record.
GCUACGGCGCUCCGGGGGAAGGGGGAAGGACUCGUCGGUGGCUAUGGCUGGGUUAUGGUGGGUGGUUUUUUGGUGGGGGUGGCUGGGCAGGUGAUUGGGUUAAUUUUUUUAUUUCAUUUUAUUUUUUAAAAUAUAAAUCUAACUAUAGUUAAUAAAUUUAAUGAAAUAAGGUUAUGAAUGAGAUGGAAAUCUUAAUUAAGGUCAUUUUAUAUAAUCCAAAAAAAGGGGGUUAUCAUUUGUGCGUAGCAAUAAUAGGGGGUUAUCAUUGAGAAUAUCCCUAAAAAUGAUUAUGUUUUACAAAGUAUGUGUUAGUUUUCCAUUCAAAAAAAAGUAUGUGUUAGUUUUGGGCUUGUAAUUGUUGUAAGAGUCAAUAUAUACCUGCGGAGUAGUCCAUUGUAUCAUAACGUUCAUGGACCGAUAUGCAAACAUAAUAAUAGAUUUUGAUACGAAUAUAACUAAUUUGAAUUUGGUCAAUAUAAUAUAAUUCUAGACCAAAUAUGAUUGUAUUGGAGUUAGUGGAAAUGUGAAUUGGAAUGGAAUUGAGCCAAAUUUAAACUGAAAAUCAAACUUUCACCCCUAGUUAACAAUCGAUUUUAAAUCACUGAAUAUAAUACAUUUCAAAGUCACGUUAUAUUUAAAUAGUUGUUGUUUAAAAAAAAAUAUGUAACUUGAUAAUUCCCAUUAAUUAAUCCUUCUUAAUAAUAAUUGGUUAAAAAUAUCACCUUAACUAAAUACACUCACCACAUGAAAAAUUAAACUAACUACCCACCAUUACAUCAUUAGCAACAUGAAUAGGAACAUCACUUCCUUCUUAAUUAAAAUUGAAACAUCUAAUGUGAAUAGACCCAAGUCACCCAACAAUAGUAUCCAAUAAAAAAAAAAAAAAAAUCUAUAAUCCAUCAUAUAAAUAAAAUAAAAACAAUUCAAGGUUAAAAUAGUUUAUUACAAAAUGGCGUACUGCUAUUUUGCUUUUUUAUAGGGAAACUUGAGUACAUGCUACUAAGUUUCUAAGACCCUAUCUUUCACAAAGCUUCAUCACUUAAUCUUAAAAUUCGAAUAAUACAUUAAGAAAAAAAAAAAUUCUUACAAAAAUUAAAAAGUUUCAUGUUGUUGGAUCAAACCUCUCAUAGGUUAUCUCAACCAAUUUUAGAUAUCAAAACUCAAUAUCAUCGAAAAUUAAAGGUAGAAAUCAUACCAUUAGCUCAAACAAUAAUCUUGGUCAAUUCUAAAUCUAUAAUUAAUAAAUCUUAAAUAAUUUUAACCAUCAACAAUUAAUUUCAUAUGAUUAUAUAAUAUAUUACAAUAUACAAUUAAACAAAUUGAGUUUGUUUUGAAACUAAUUUAUUUUUAAAUCUUAAUUUACAAAGUCAAAAAUGUCAACACGUACAUUUAAUAAUUUAUGUGGAACACAAAUGACAAAAUAAUAUUGUGUGGUUCCAUCUACCCAUUAAGAAUUUGGAAAUAUUUUUUUUUUUAUUUUAAAUUACUUUGUAUCAAUCUCUAUUUUACUAUAUAUGGAAUAUUAAAAUUGAAAUCUAAGACUAAGAUUUUGAAUAUAUUCUUAUAAUUAGUUUAAUGUAUGAAGGAAAAUAUAAUGAGAUGCAAAAACUAUAACAAAUCAAAACCUUAAGCUGUAGAAGUGGUAUAAGAUUUGCCAGAAAAUUGACACCUCAAUUGUAUAAAUUUAGAAACUAAAAAAAGUCCAUAACAACUAACAAACUAAUAAAAAAAAAAUUAAUAACAAAAAUAAAAAUGAAAAAACUUUGUCUUAUGUACUCCUCCUUUCCCUUAUUUCUCUCCCAACUUCACAUUUCUUCUCUUCCUCUUAAGCUGUAUGAGAAAAUAAGGGAAGGUAAUGAAGAGCAACCCGAAAAACUCAUUCAGAAAAAAGCUGCAUAUUCGGUGGCAACGCAGCGAAAAUCUCACCACCAUUCCUCAGCAAACACCACCUACACAACAAUCAUAAAACAAAAACCAAUACAAAUGAGCAAUUGUACAAUUUCCAAUAGCAUUAUUACUUCCAAUAGUCAUCAACAUCAUCAUAGUAGAAUUAGCAAUGGUACUCAGGCAUGCGCGGCAUGUAAGUAUCAACGUAGGAAAUGUGCCUCAGAUUGUGCUCUAGCUCCUUAUUUCCCUCAUGAUCGCCAAAGACAAUUCCUAAACGCGCAUAAAUUAUUUGGGGUCAGUAACAUAACUAAGAUCAUACGCAACCUUAAUCCUCCUGAUAAGGACAUAGCUAUGCGUACAAUUAUAUAUCAGUCUGAUGCGCGUGCCAAAGAUCCUGUAGGCGGUUGUUACAGGAUCAUAAGGGAGUUGCACCAUCAGAUUGCAUAUUGUAAGGCAGAGUUAGACCUUGUUCUUCAACAACUCGAGCUUUGCAAGGCUCAAGUUUAUCAACAACAACACGCUCAAUUAUAUCAGAUUGCUACCGGCCUUACCCCUCAACCUUUGGACCCUGAUUCACAGGUUGAUGCAGGGACUGCUAGUACUCCUGUUGCUGAUAACAACAAUAAUAAUCAGCAGGGUACUGAGAUUUUAACAUGUGAUAAUGAUAGUUAUCAGCAAUAUCAGGCUUUAAUGCGGUGUUAUUAUUAUGAUGAGGCUGAACAAGGGAAUAAUAAUGAGCAACCAUACAUACCUAUUUCGCAGCAACAACAGGUUCAAGAUCAGAAUGAUCAGUAUUCAUGGGUGGCUCCUCCGAAUGAUGAUGCAGUGUUAGCCUCAUCAAAUAGCAGCACGAGCCAUGGUGACUGUUUUGUGAUGAAGAAUGAUUUUGGAAGCGAAUGUGAUGGAUUGGAGAUGAAGCCGCAGAUUCAGAUUGUUGCGAAUGGUGCACCUUAUGAUGAUGAGAAAGAAUAUGGAAGCAAGUUUGAUGAGUCAUCUACGCAUGUUGAUCUCUCGUGUUGUGAUCUUCAAGGGGAUGGAUUGAAGUUUGAUCAUCAACAAACUACAGAGCUCAGUGAAGAGGCGGCGUUGAAGGAAGAAAAUAUUGUCCUCAGAAAUCCGGAGGAUGAAUCUUUUCACCACAUUUCCGAGCACGAUCUAAGGAAUGCAGCUACUUUAUUCACCCUGACAAAUUGAACAGACAAUGAAAAUCUUUCUUUCAUAGACUAGGCUAGGAGGCUAUCCAACAUUUUUAAAGAAUGGAUGAGGAAAUAGAGUUUAAUACAUUUGUAGAAUUUUUGUUUGAAUCGUUUGGUUCCACAUCCCUAUCCAAUGAAAGCCGGUGGUAGCAAGCCAUCGCAGCUUUAGAGGAAUAAAUUAUAAGACUUGCAGCAGUUGAUUUGAAGGAUCCUUGCAACUGUAUGAAGGUGUAAAUCAUAGGAGUUAACCACAGAAGUUCAACCUUUGUGGAGUACCUUGCAAAAAAUGAUUCAUAAUUCACAGCA